CGGAAGUGGCAUUGCCGAGCGAGGCCGUGAAGUCAGGGACGCCUGUGGGCCAGCGGCCGGUGAACGGUCCAGGGAGGGACGCUUCCAGGCUUUACUGAGCGAUCGCUGUCAUGACGGCCCAAGGAAGCCUGGUGGCGAACCGAGGCCGGCGCUUCAAGUGGGCCAUUGAGCUGAGCGGGCCUGGAGGAGGCAGCAGGGGCCGCAGUGACCGGGGUAGUGGCCAGGGAGACAACCUGUACCCAGUCGGUUACUUGGACAAGCAAGUGCCGGAUACCAGCGUGCAGGAGACAGACCGGAUCCUGGUGGAGAAGCGCUGCUGGGACAUUGCUUUGGGUCCCCUGAAACAGAUCCCCAUGAACCUCUUCAUCAUGUACAUGGCAGGCAGUACCAUCUCCAUCUUCCCCACCAUGAUGGUGUGUAUGAUGGCCUGGCGACCCAUUCAGGCACUCAUGGCUAUUUCAGCCACUUUCAAGAUGCUAGAAAGUUCAAGCCAGAAAUUUCUACAGGGCUUGGUCUAUCUUAUCGGGAACCUGAUGGGUUUGGCAUUGGCAGUUUACAAGUGCCAGUCUAUGGGAUUACUGCCUACGCAUGCAUCAGAUUGGCUAGCCUUCAUUGAACCCCCUGAGAGAAUGGAGUUCAGUGGCGGAGGAUUACUGUUAUGAACUGAGUGAGAAACGCCCGGA
Ochotona princeps (American pika) is the source of this 683-nucleotide messenger RNA. RefSeq names its product ER membrane protein complex subunit 4 (gene EMC4). Lineage: Eukaryota; Metazoa; Chordata; Mammalia; Lagomorpha; Ochotonidae. Bases 111 to 662 code for a protein of 183 amino acids. Gene Ontology annotation, biological process: protein folding in endoplasmic reticulum. The transcript is spliced from 5 exons. The record is from RefSeq and is a predicted model, not a curated record. Gene Ontology annotation, cellular component: EMC complex.